Molecule: messenger RNA, 846 nt
Organism: Synchytrium microbalum
Lineage: Eukaryota; Fungi; Chytridiomycota; Chytridiomycetes; Synchytriales; Synchytriaceae
Exons: 4
Coding region: 1-846 (281 amino acids)
Biological process (GO): intracellular signal transduction; protein phosphorylation
Cellular component (GO): cytoplasm
Molecular function (GO): ATP binding; protein serine/threonine kinase activity
Source: RefSeq, a predicted model, not a curated record
AUGUUUGCCAGAAAGCAGUUAUUAGGAGAGUAUUCGGUUGGGAAGACCAUUGGUCAAGGUGCCUUCAGUAAAGUGAAGCUAGGCAUACACAAGGCUACAGGACAGAAGGUCGCAAUUAAAAUCAUCAACAAAGUCGAAAUGGAAAAGCAGAAUUCACCCAAGCAAGAGAAGAAACCACGAAAGGCGCCUGAUGCUGACAAACCUGACGAAAAACCAGCAUCGCCCGACAAAAAGAAGGCGAAAGAUACUAAGAGGGCAGAAUCCUCGUCAAAGAAACCAUCGUCAUUCUUGUCACAUUUACAGGCCGAGGUGCAAUUGAUUAUGAGGCUUGAUCAUCCGAAUGUCAUCAAAAUCUACCAAGUGCUUGACACGGAGGAGGAAUGCUUUGUUGUCAUGGAAUAUGCUUCAGGUGGUGAAUUGGUGGAUCUGAUUGCUUCGAAGGGACAUUUGACUGAGAAGGAAGCUCGAUUCUACUUUCGUCAAAUCAUUUCAGCUAUGGAUCAUUGUCACUUGAAUGGUGUAGUGCACAGAGAUCUGAAGCUAGAAAACAUUCUACUCGACGCUCAACGGAAUGCGCUUGUUUCUGAUUUUGGAUUGGGAAGGACGUUUACUUCAAAUAGAGAACUACUCAACACGUUCUGUGGCACGCCGAAUUAUGCUGCUAUAGAAUUGAUUACCGGAACACCAUACAUUGGAACACGAACAGACAUUUGGGCUUGUGGUGUGAUACUGUACAUAAUGUUGACUGGAAAACCGCCGUUCGUCGGUGAAAACGUGUCUGCCCUAUAUGCUAAGAUCAAAGCCAUAAAUUAUGCCAUCCCUGACCAUUUCUCAACAGGCAAGUGA